GCGUGGACGGUUGCUAUGGUGACGUUGUGGCGGGAUGGGCCUGUGAGCGCUCCGUGCCCCACCCCACCCCCCGAGAGGCCGGCGAAAGAACCCGCGUUUUUCUUCGGGCGCGGUGAGAGCGAGCCCAGGGAGCCGGGCGAGGCCAUGAACAGGUUAAAUAUGGUCGUGGGACAAGGGAUUGCCAGGCCGGCCGCCCCAAAGGUUUCUGGAAUGAUGGAAGUAAUUGCUCCUGAAGACGGAUUUGUCCUAGAAACACAUUUGCCUUUAUCAAGGCACAAUGGUUUAGGAAGGACAGACAUAAUGAAGGAACAAAAGAAUAAACACUAUGGAAGGUUGCAUGUGUUUGGCCCCAAAGAAGAGGUAGUUAUUGAACCAGUUCAAACACUUCCACGCCUGGGAUGUGGAAAUGAAUCUGCAAGUAGACCUUACACUCCAUCAAAGCAGAUCUUGUUAUGUGCUGCUAAAUCAUUAGAAAAAUGGAAGGAUUUAACCAGGAUUACACAAAAUAAAAAUCCAAAUAUGAGUGUAAGACUGCAUGGCUGCAUAGCAGAAGAACUGGAAAUUCGCAAUGAUGAAAAACUAAGAAGUGAUUUGCAAAGACUGAAUCAUGAAACUAAAAUAAUUGAGGCUAAGACAGAAUCAGAUGUCAAUGAUGAAAAAAUGAAAAAUUCCAAGAAUUUUGAAGAGACCAGCAACAGUGAGAUCCAAUCUGAAAUGCAAAAAGAGCAUGCAGAUAAACAAAAUGAAGAUGAGCGGUUGCCAGAGAGUUCAGAUGAUGAUGAAAACAAUGAACAAAAUGAUAAUGUAGCUGCAAAGAGAAUUGCGCCACUACAAUUAAUGGGAGAGUUUCUCAAAGCAAUAAUGGAACAGAAAUACAGUCUUGCGAAAAAACUUUGUCAAAUGAUUCUAAUAUAUGAACCAGAAAAUCCCGAGGCCAAGCAGUUUCUUCCACUUAUUGAGCAAAAACUACUGUUGGAAAAUGAGUGUGCUGCUAACGAAGAUGAAGAAACUGGAGAAGGGAGCAGUGACGACAGUGAAGAGGAUACCAGCAACACAGAUGACAGUGAGACAGAAAGUGAAGAAAGCUCUGAGGAUUCCGAUAAAAAUGCCUAGAAAUUUAGCUGUAUCGUCACGGAGUAUAUUCUUUCUUCGUUGAUUUGUCUUUGAAAUGCAUACAGUAAAUUGAAUUUAUUGAUAAAGUAAGACUCUUCCAUGCUCCUGGUAUCUAUUCGUUGUACUUACAGAGUUUCUAGUUUUCCACAAUUUUUAAUAUUAUUGCAUAUGGAUUUUGGCCAUAGACAAAUCCUGGGAAACAUUGUUAUGCACCAGCAGUUUGUGAGAUGAAACAUUCUAGUAAAUGGUGCAAUAUCUGUCAAUGAGAUAGAUUGAUUGCUUCCAAUAGCUCACUAUUCUGGACUAGCUAGCAUAGUUCUAAUUUAAGGAAUUCUGGCAUACAGAAUUGAACUCCUGAUGGAUCUUCUAGCAAAGGGGUGGCAAACUCGUAGCCAGGCUGGUGUUUUAGACUGUAGCUCUGCUAAUCCCUCAGCAUUGGCUGUGCUCCCUAGGAGUGAUAGAAAGUAUAGGCCCAAAAUAUCUAGAGGGCCACAGAUGUGCACCUCUCCUCUAACAGCUCCUGGCUCGCCAUUUGGUGUUUCUGAAAAUGUUGUGCAACCAAUUACUGCAAUUUUUAAAUCCCUUCCUCUCUUAUUUUGGAUAAGAACAAGAUAAGAAAUAAAAAGUUCCAAAAGACAAAAACUUGGUGGCAUCUUAAAGACUAACUUUUAAUGUGAGCUUUCAUAGACAAGAGUUUCUUCUUCCCUGACACCUUUCCCAUCCUAGUCUUUUAGACCGGUGGUCCCCAACCAGUUGGGGAGGUGGGGUCCAUGCACG
Pogona vitticeps (central bearded dragon) is the source of this 1890-nucleotide messenger RNA. Lineage: Eukaryota; Metazoa; Chordata; Lepidosauria; Squamata; Agamidae. The record is from RefSeq and is a predicted model, not a curated record.